AUGUCACAUAGCGAUUCAGAGGAGUUUUCUGAUGACAUAGAUACUGAGUUUUAUCGGGCCGUCGACGGUGAAGAUGCCUUGGAGUAUCAAAAUCCGGAGUUUAUUCCUCUUACUCCUGAUAUGUUGAUCCAAUACAUGUUGGAAUUGGUGAAUGCUGUUCAUCAAGUUACUACGCUUCCCAAAACCAUCAUCAGGUUACUUCUCGACCACUUCAAAUGGGACAAAGACGCUCUCAUUGAGCAAUACUUUGAGCACAGCAAUCCCCGCCAUUUCGUCAAAUCGACAAUCCUGCCAUCGCUGGUUGACAACAAUGAUGACAUUCCAUCAUUGCUCCUCCUACCUUACACCGAUGUCCAUGGAGGCGGUGGCGAGAAGGUCAAUUGUUCCCCUGAGAUGGUCUGUGAUAUUUGCUGUGCUCAAACCUCCUCCGCCUUUAAAUGCGACGGUCUCAUCGACGACGACAGUGUCAGCGCCCUUCUCCUAUCUUUGCCCAAAACAUCAGCGGGUGAGACUGCGGUGCCCGAGUCGCCCAAACCUUCCUUGCCUCUGGCGUAUCGACGGUUCCAACGACUGGUAGUGAAUAGCUUCGUGCAGCAUAACCGCUACCUCACCUGGUGUCCGGGUGUGGAUUGCGGCCAUGCGGUCCGCGCCAUCGGAACAGGUGUCGGCUGUGGACGUGGGAAUGGGCGAGUGAUGCGGGAAGUGGUGUGCUCAAACUGCGAGGAAACAUUCUGCUUUGCUUGUGGCAAUCCUUGGCACGAGCCCACACUAUGCAAGUACCUCAAGCUUUGGCUUAGUAAGAUGAAAAACGACUCGGGCACAGCUCACUGGGUGGCGGCCAACACCAAGGAGUGCCCGAACUGCAAGGCGACCAUCGAGAAGAAUGGGGGUUGUAACCACAUGACGUGCCGCAGCGCUGAUUGCAAGUACGAGUUCUGCUGGGUGUGUCUGGGUAGUUGGGACCUGCACGGUUCUCAGUGGUACGUCUGCAACAGUUACAAGGAGGCGGCAGCGCAGCGGGCUCGUGAGGCGCAAGAUGCGAGUCGGGCCUCGUUGUCACGCUACCUCUUCUACCACGAUCGCUACGCCAACCACGAACAAUCGCGACGCAUGGAGGCAACGCUAAAGGACAGCGUGGCAAGUCGAAUGAUGGAGCUGGAGCGUCAAGGCAUGUCGUGGAUUGAUGUAAAGUUUGUACGUCAUGUAGUGGAGGUGCUCUGUGCUUGCCGCCGCACGUUAAUGUACACCUACGUCUUCGCCUAUUUCUUGGAGCCUAGCAACCAUGCACUUAUCUUCGAGGCCAACCAAAGCGAUCUAGAACAGGCAACAGAACAGCUCUCUCGGUUUCUUGAAUGGGAUCUCAAUAGUACCAUGUUGGUGGGCGGCUUGAAGCAGAAACUGCAGGAUAAAUCGAGGUACUGCGAACAACGCCGACGGGUCUUACUACAACACGUGGCUGAGGGAUAUGAGAGAAACAUAUGGCGGCAUCGUGAUUACCCUUAG
This is a messenger RNA of Echinococcus granulosus, 1503 nucleotides long. Its product is annotated as Protein ariadne. The transcript has 5 exons. Gene Ontology annotation, cellular component: cytoplasm; nucleus; ubiquitin ligase complex. Bases 1 to 1503 code for a protein of 500 amino acids. Gene Ontology annotation, biological process: ubiquitin-dependent protein catabolic process; protein polyubiquitination; positive regulation of proteasomal ubiquitin-dependent protein catabolic process. Lineage: Eukaryota; Metazoa; Platyhelminthes; Cestoda; Cyclophyllidea; Taeniidae. The record is from RefSeq and is a predicted model, not a curated record. Gene Ontology annotation, molecular function: zinc ion binding; ubiquitin protein ligase activity; ubiquitin conjugating enzyme binding.